AAAAAAAAAAGGCACUCACGCAGUCUGGGCUGGGUCUGCUUGCUGCUAACACGGAGAGGCACUCUCGUAUUCAUGGUGGUGCAGUGAUAACUUGAGCAACCUUUUUUUUUCCUUUUUCAUCCUUUUCCCCCCGCUUUGCACACAGGGAAGGCUCAUGUCUUUCUUAUAGACAUGAUGAGCUUUGUGCAUUUAAGGACUUUCCUUUUUCUGGUGGUCUCCGUGGCUCAGCUUUUGAUUGUUACAUGUCAAGAUGGGAACAGCGGAGAUGACAUGAGCUGCAGUGCAGACGGCCAGGUGUACACCAACAAGGACAUCUGGAAGCCAGAGCCGUGCCGGAUCUGCGUGUGUGACAACGGGCAGGUCCUCUGUGAUGAAAUCCAGUGCGAUGAGCUGAGUAAUUGUGAGAAGAUGUUCAUCCCAGAGGGCGAGUGCUGCCCCGUGUGCCAGAGCGAUACAACCAGCACCGGUGGGGGCGGGACCUAUGGUGGAAACCGAGUUUACAAGGGUCAGAAGGGAGAACCAGGGGAUGUUCCACUUGUGACCGGUAUCAGAGGUCGCCCUGGACCAAUGGGACCUCCCGGCUCACCAGGAGAGAGAGGACCUCGUGGAAAUAAAGGAAGGCCUGGAUUGCGGGGCUCUGCAGGUUAUGAUGGAGAGCCUGGUGUACCAGGUCAGCCCGGUGAGCCAGGACCUCCAGGACAUCCAACGCACCCUGGGGGUCUGGGAUCCCAGAUGUCUCAAGGCUUUGAUGGAAAACAAGGACCCCAGGGCAUGUUGACCGGCUCCAGGGGAGAGGCCGGAGCGAGAGGACCGCCGGGGCCGAACGGCUCACCAGGCCAGUCUGGGCCACAAGGGCCUCCUGGAGAUGUUGGUGAUCCCGGACACAUGGGUACUCCGGGGCAACGUGGACCUGAGGGACCUCCAGGGAAACCGGGCGAAGACGGAGAGCAAGGCAAAGCAGGAAAUUCUGGAGAAAUGGGAUUCCCCGGAUCAGCAGGGCCUAGAGGAUUUCCUGGGACACCAGGGCCUCCUGGCCUGAAGGGUCACAGAGGCCACGGUGGCCUGAUCGGCCAAAAAGGUGAAAUCGGAGCAGUUGGUUCCAAGGGAGCUACAGGCCCCCCUGGUCCAAUGGGAGGACCUGGGCCCAUGGGUCCUGCUGGCAUGCCGGGGGAGAGAGGACGCUCUGGACCAGGCGGCAUAGCAGGAAAACGCGGUUCCCCUGGUAACGUUGGGAAACCUGGUCCAAUGGGUCCCCUGGGUCUCAGCGGCCCACCUGGAUACCCAGGAACCCCAGGAAUGAAGGGACAACCCGGCCCCACGGGUGUCCGGGGUCCAGAGGGUCCACAGGGACAGAGAGGAGAGACCGGUCACCUUGGCAGAGCAGGACCUGUUGGCCUCAGGGGACCCAUGGGUACAGACGGAGGCCCAGGCACCAAAGGACCAGUGGGUAAUAUUGGUCCACAAGGUGCCGGUGGCCAUCCUGGACCCCCUGGACCACCAGGACCUCAGGGAAGCACUGGUCAGCCUGGAAUCAAAGGACAACUGGGAGAUGUUGGCGUAUCAGGAUUUAAAGGAGACGCUGGACCAAAAGGAGAACCUGGUCCGCCAGGCUCCCAGGGAGUGAUCGGACCUCAGGGUGAAGAAGGAAAGCGAGGACAACGUGGAGACCCUGGUUCAGUUGGUCCUCCUGGUCCCGUCGGUGAAAGAGGAGCUCCUGGAAACAGAGGAUUUCCUGGUGCUGAUGGACUGCCGGGACCAAAGGGAGCUCAAGGAGAUCGUGGAACAUCAGGCCCACCAGGACCGAAAGGUUCUCUAGGAGACCCAGGUCGUACAGGAGAGCCUGGUCUACCAGGUGCAAGGGGUCUCACUGGUACCCCAGGAGUCCAGGGGGCCGAGGGCAAACCAGGACCACUGGGCGCCCCAGGUGAAGAUGGUCGUCCAGGCCCUGCAGGAUCCAUUGGAAACAGAGGACCUGCAGGAACCAUGGGAGUACCGGGCCCCAAGGGCUUCAAUGGUGAUCCAGGAAAGACAGGUGAACAGGGAUCUGCAGGAGUCCCAGGCCAACGAGGUCCCCCAGGGAAAGAUGGAGAAGUUGGCCCUGCAGGCCCCCCUGGUCCAGCAGGUGUUGCAGGCGACAGAGGAGAGCAGGGCCCUCCAGGUGUAAACGGAUUCCAGGGUUUGCCUGGAAACCAAGGCCCCCCUGGAGAGCCUGGAAAACCAGGAGAUCAAGGUAUUCCUGGUGAGCUUGGAGCUGUGGGUCAGAUUGGACCACGGGGAGAGCGUGGUGUCCCUGGGGAGAGAGGAGAGCUCGGUUUAACUGGUCUACAGGGACCCAAAGGAAUUCCUGGUGCACCUGGGCCAGAUGGACCGAAGGGUAGUCCUGGCCCUCCUGGUGCCUUGGGUGAUGUGGGGCCUCCAGGUCUUCAAGGAAUGCCGGGAGAAAGAGGCAUCUCUGGGCCUCCUGGGCCUAAGGGCGACAGAGGAGCAAUUGGUGAGAAAGGAACAGAAGGUACAGCUGGAAACGACGGUGCAAGAGGAGCCCCAGGUCCUGUUGGCCCACUAGGACCUGCUGGACCCAGUGGUGAGAAGGGAGAACCUGGACCCAAAGGACCACAUGGACCCCCAGGCUCCAGAGGAGGGCCUGGAGCAAGAGGUGACCCUGGCCCGAUUGGUGCUGUUGGAUUUGCUGGUCCUCCUGGUCCUGAUGGCCAACCUGGAGUCAAGGGAGAGCCUGGUGAGCAAGGCCAGAAGGGAGACGCUGGUUCUCCAGGACCACAGGGCUUGGCCGGAGCUCACGGACCUCCAGGCCCAGUUGGUGUCGCUGGAUUGAAAGGAGGAAGAGGAACACAGGGUGCACCAGGCCCCACUGGUUUCCCUGGUUCUGCAGGAAGAGUUGGACCACCCGGACCAACUGGUCCAGUUGGAGAACCUGGACCUCUGGGGCCUCCGGGAAAGGAAGGUCCUCCUGGACUCCGUGGAGAUCACGGAUCGCCAGGAAAACAGGGAGAGCGGGGACCUGCGGGACCACCAGGGAGCCCAGGAGACAAGGGAGACUCUGGAGAAGACGGCCCCACUGGUCCUGAUGGUCCUCCAGGCCCAGCUGGAACUACAGGACAGAGAGGCAUUGUGGGUCUUCCUGGUCAGAGAGGAGAGCGUGGGAUGCCAGGCCUUCCAGGACCAGGGGGUCCACCAGGAAAGCAGGGAUCCACAGGACAAGCUGGAGAUAAAGGCCCCCCAGGUCCAGUUGGUGUUCCUGGUGCUAACGGACCUCGUGGUGAUCCUGGUCCUGACGGUCCUGCAGGAUCUGACGGCCCACCAGGAAAGGACGGCGUUCUGGGACAAAGGGGAGCACGAGGAGAUCCUGGUCCAGAGGGCUUAGUCGGUCCUCAGGGACUUCCUGGACCUCCUGGUCCUGUUGGUGCACCAGGUGACGCUGGAAGGAGAGGAGAGUCUGGCUCAAGAGGACCUGCUGGACCUCCUGGCUCAGCUGGAAAGAGAGGAUUAGUGGGACCCCAAGGACCAAGAGGAGACAAGGGUGACUUGGGUGACCACGGAGAGAGAGGACAGAAGGGACACAGAGGAUUCACUGGUUUGCAGGGUCUUCCUGGACCUCCAGGUACAACUGGUGAGCAGGGAGCUCCAGGAAUUGUUGGACCAAGUGGCCCGAGGGGGCCUCCUGGACCUAUUGGGCCUCAUGGAAAGGAAGGAUACAUGGGACAACCGGGACCAAUGGGACCACCAGGAACUCGUGGCUUCAGUGGAGAAAUAGGACCAGAGGGACCUCCAGGAGAGCCCGGACCCCCAGGCCCUCCUGGUCCUCCAGGACCUCCCACGGCUGCAAUGGAUGACCUCUUUGGCAACCAGGACUACGACUCUGGGCCCCCUCCCCCUCCAGAGUUUAGCGAGGACGAGGCACUGCCCAACAGCAACUCCUCCACCAUCGUACCUGUGGACCCUGGCGUUCAGGCCACACUGAAGGCCCUAAGCAGCCAGAUCGACAGCAUGAAGAGCCCAGACGGCAGCAGGAAACACCCGGCCAGGACCUGCGACGACCUGAAGAGAUGCUACCCCAUGAAGAAAAGCGGCAAGUACUGGGUGGACCCGAACCAAGGCAGUUCAGAAGAUGCCAUCGAGGUGGACUGCAACAUGGACACCGGAGAGACGUGCAUCUCUGCUAACCCAUCCACUAUACCUCGUAAAGUGUGGUGGAGUUCUUCCCGGAACAAACCUGUGUGGUUCGGGGCUGACAUCAACCGUGGAACACAGUUCACUUAUGGCAACAAAGAUCAGUCGGCCAACUCUGUCACAGUGCAGAUGACUUUCAUCCGCCUGCUCUCCAAAGAGGCGUCCCAGUCCAUCACCUACCACUGCAAGAACUCUGUGGCCUACAAGGACGAGAAGACGGGCAACCUGAAGAAAGCUCUGAUCCUCAAAGGCUCCAACGACCUGGAGCUCAAAGCAGAGGGAAACAACCGCUUCAGAUACACCGUGGUGCAAGACUCCUGCUCACAAGCGAAUGGCAACUGGGGCAAGACAGUGUUUGAGUACAGGACACAGAAAACAGCAAGACUUCCCAUUGUGGAUAUUGCCCCUGUGGACAUUGGUGGCCCCAAUCAAGAGUUCGGUGUUGAAAUCGGGCCCGUGUGCUUCUUGUAAAGUCGUCAUGGUCGAUGCAUCGAGGAGGAUCCUGAGACUGUUGAACUGACAGCUGACUCGAUCAGCCACAUUGUACAUACUGAGUACUGAGGACUAUUCUGGCCCUGUGGCAAGAUAUUUAUUGUGCCUUUCAACCCAGCUCAAGACACCAAAGAUUUGUAAGUUAGUAUGAAUGUUUGGAGUUUACAUAAAAAAAGGUAAAAAUCGGAAUCAUUCCUUGUCUUCUUGUGUAUGUUUGACUUCUAGCUUCCUUCAUUUUGAGCUCCAAAUACCUUUAAAUAUCUGUUCAUUUCACUAAGCGUUAGCAAAGCAUAUGAAACCUUUACUUAUAACUGCUGUUUAUAAGCCCAGAACAAUUCCACUGUAGCUACGAUCAAACAUCCUGCCACUACAAAUUAUUUUUUACAAAUUUCUCUAUUCUUUUUUGUUUUUUUUUUAAAUAAAUGUUUGAAUAUAACACAUCAUUGUGGUGCUAUUGAGGAAACAAAGAAAGUCGACGAUGCGUUCACAGGCGCACGGAUUUUCUCAAGAUGGUUUCGAUGAACCUGACGUCUGUAUCCAGUGUUUUUCUGAAACUCUGAACCAACCACGUAGAACGUUAGAGACGCAUUAGGACUGUCGAGUACUCAGUGUUAGCUACCUCGUCACCGAAACUGAGAGAAAGAUGACGCUACAUGUAAAUCUUCUUAUUCUACAGGUGCUGUUUUGUAAGUAGUGUGAUCCUUGUGCACUUCUCCUGGCUACGCGGUACAGGGCAGGGUUUGGGGAUGCCAAUAAAAACCUUUCUGUCAACAAUGGAGAGAUAAAUGAGGUGUUGUGUGAGUGGUGUUUGGUGGUUUGUAACUUCUAUUUUUUGUUCCUUCAGUAUAGCACAGUAAAAAGGUAGCACAGCAUAUUCUAUUUUUAUGCAUGUCAGUUCCCCCUUUGCAGUAUCCUGGACUCUUAUAUGCUCUUGGAAUCCUUUUUAUUAUCGGUUUUAUAGAAUAAGAUGGCUGUGAGUGCCUGUUUGCUUUGUAUUUCUUGCUUUGCAACAAAUUAAACAAAAUGCUUGUUAAUCCCCCCAA
Messenger RNA from Mugil cephalus (flathead mullet), 5720 nucleotides. It is a transcript of the gene col5a2a, whose product is annotated as collagen, type V, alpha 2a. The coding region runs from base 172 to 4656 and encodes 1494 amino acids. The transcript has 54 exons. Gene Ontology annotation, cellular component: collagen type V trimer. The record is from RefSeq and is a predicted model, not a curated record. Gene Ontology annotation, molecular function: extracellular matrix structural constituent; protein binding. Lineage: Eukaryota; Metazoa; Chordata; Actinopteri; Mugiliformes; Mugilidae.